This is a messenger RNA of Botrytis fragariae, 630 nucleotides long. RefSeq lists its product as uncharacterized. Gene Ontology annotation, molecular function: protein binding. The record is from RefSeq and is a predicted model, not a curated record. The transcript is spliced from 4 exons. The coding region runs from base 1 to 630 and encodes 209 amino acids. NCBI's taxonomy places the organism in Eukaryota, Fungi, Ascomycota, Leotiomycetes, Helotiales, Sclerotiniaceae.
AUGUCUGCAACGAGGCCUGAGAAGUUGAAUAAACUUCUUAGCUAUGCUAUGAUUCAUAUCCACGUUGGAAAUGACCUCAAGGAUUUCGGUGUCCACAAAGAUCUUGUCUGUCAUCAUUCACCAUACUUUAAAGCUGCUUUAAACUCAGGAUUUGAGGAGGCUACAACUGGGAUUAUAAAAUUUCCGGAAGUUAAAGUGGAAGUUUUCGAAUUAUUCUAUCAUUGGCUGUAUACUCAGGACUUGCAUUUGCCUUUGUGGGACCCAACAAAAUCGAGUUCUGAGGAAGAUACAUAUUCAGUUGUUAGCGGCGCCUAUGAUGGCGACUCGAACAGCUGGCUUGGAUUUACGCAUAAUAAUAGUUGCCCUUUGCAUUUGUUCUGUAAAAAGCAACUUAAACUGCUUUCAAAGCUACUCAUAAUCGACAUGAUGGUAUGGGAGGCGGCUCCAGAAUUCAGCCUCUUUGUACCCAAUCCCAUACCGACUCUCGUUCUGGACGAAGUUCACUCCACCAUGAGAAGAUACUUUAGAGCUGCUGUUCAUAAAACUGAGGGUGCGUUGAGCAAUCCUUUGUGGAAUAUCGAAAACUACUUAAUAAACGUCGAUGAGGAGGAAGAUGAUAUGUUUAUCUAG